CCACACAUGGAGGUCCGACCCCACAAUGCAUUGAUGUCAUGCACAAGGCUUUGAGUUUUUGAUUCGCAAAAUCUCUGAGCCUUAUCUGCACACACUCAGCUUCUUGGUUUCUCCACCAAACACUCCUCUUUCUGUAUCUUCCACAGAUUCUUGCUUGCAUUAUACAGUACUUCACAAAGCUCCCAUCUUCCAUUUCUAUUAUUAUACCUUCUCAUAGUUUUUCUUCUCUUCUUCUGUUCUUUCCUUUUCUUCGUGGCCGAACUCUUUCUUUCUCUUGUUGUUUGGCCAGUAGUUUCGUGGGAAAAAGAUUAUUAUCAUUUCAGGCUGUUUUUUGAGCUCCUUUGAAACAUAUGUUUCACCGUCUCAUUUACUGUAUGCUGAGUACACUUAAAAGGUAGAGAGAAACUGGAGAAGGUGUAACCAAGUGAGGAUCUGCUAAAAGAGAGGAGGAGGUUUGGUCUGUUUUAAGCAAGAUGAAGAUUCAGUGUGAUGUGUGUGAGAAAGCACCCGCCACAGUGAUUUGUUGUGCUGAUGAGGCUGCACUUUGUGCUAAAUGUGACAUAGAAGUUCAUGCAGCAAACAAGCUUGCUAGCAAGCACCAAAGGCUUCUUCUCCAGUGCCUCUCCAACAAGUUGCCUCCAUGUGAUAUAUGCCAAGAGAAGGCAGCUUUCAUUUUCUGUGUUGAAGACAGGGCCCUCUUUUGCCGGGAUUGUGAUGAACCAAUCCAUUCAGCUGGUAGCCUUUCUGCGAAUCACCAGCGGUUUCUGGCCACUGGAAUCCGAGUGGCUUUAAGCUCGAGUUGCUCCAAGGACACGCAGACGAUUUCUUCAGGGCCACCAAAUCAGAGCGCACAGCAAACUCCCAUGAAAAUCCCUGCACAGCAAACAUCGAGCUUCGCCACUUCAUGGGCAGUUGAUGACUUGCUACAGUUUUCCGAGUUUGAAUCAUCCACUGACAAGAAAGAGCAACUUGAGUUAGGAGAGUUUGAGUGGCUAGCUGACAUGGGUCUUUUCGGUGAGCAACUUCCUCAAGAAGCUCUAGCAGCAGCUGAAGUUCCUCAACUGCCAAUCUCACCGCCAACCAAUGUGAACUCAUGCAGACCCACCAAAUCCAGCAUGCCCCAUAAGAAGCCUAGAAUUGAAAUCUCAGACGAUGACGACGAGUACUUCACUGUGCCUGAUCUUGGCUGAACUUGGAGUGUUGAACUCAGCACUUUCGGGUUGCGCUUGCACAUAUA
This is a messenger RNA of Populus nigra (black poplar), 1237 nucleotides long. Its product is annotated as B-box zinc finger protein 24-like. Lineage: Eukaryota; Viridiplantae; Streptophyta; Magnoliopsida; Malpighiales; Salicaceae. Gene Ontology annotation, cellular component: nucleus. Gene Ontology annotation, molecular function: zinc ion binding. Gene Ontology annotation, biological process: regulation of DNA-templated transcription; photomorphogenesis. The record is from RefSeq and is a predicted model, not a curated record. The coding region runs from base 474 to 1190 and encodes 238 amino acids. The transcript is spliced from 3 exons.